Messenger RNA from Mycotypha africana, 1554 nucleotides. Its product is annotated as tRNA synthetases class II core domain (F)-domain-containing protein. Lineage: Eukaryota; Fungi; Mucoromycota; Mucoromycetes; Mucorales; Mycotyphaceae. Gene Ontology annotation, biological process: phenylalanyl-tRNA aminoacylation. The record is from RefSeq and is a predicted model, not a curated record. Gene Ontology annotation, molecular function: tRNA binding; phenylalanine-tRNA ligase activity; ATP binding. Gene Ontology annotation, cellular component: cytoplasm; cytosol; phenylalanine-tRNA ligase complex. The transcript is spliced from 6 exons. The coding region runs from base 1 to 1554 and encodes 517 amino acids.
AUGCCCACAACCGAGGAAUUGCAGACUUUCGUACUAUCGACACUUGACAAGUGUAACACUAUUGAGGACUCCAAAGAUCUCAAAUACGACAAUGAACCCGUAGAACAACUUGCUCUCCUCGGUGCUUUGAACAGUUUAAAGUCAAAGGAGAUGAUCGAUUUCACUCCUUUAGACCGUAUUUUCUGGGUUUUGACAGAAGAAGGUCAGCAAUUAGCUAAGGAUGGCAGCCAUGAAGCUCGUGUCUUCGAAGCCAUUCCUGCUGGUGAAGAAGGCCUUCCUAUUGCUGAACUUCAGGCUAAAGUUGGUGCUUCAGCUAAACCUGGUCAAGGUAAAGCCUUCAAAAAUAAGUGGAUAUCCAAGAAGGGCGCCAAUUUGGUUCGUCUGGUCGAUUUCAUUGUUGACGAGACUCAGAAUGAUUUGAUUGAAAUUGGUAAAACUGGUACUCACAGCAAUGCCAAACUUUUGGCGGAACUGAAGAAGAGAACUUUGAUUGACAAGCAAAAAUCAACUUCAUAUAAAAUCCAAAAAGGCCCUGAAUUUGCUUUGGAAGUUAAGAAAGAAGCCACUGAUAUCACCUUUGAGAUGCUUCAAUCUGGUGAGUGGAAAAAUGCUUCUUUCAAGAAAUAUAAUUUUGACGCUGCUGGCGUUCCUCCUGCUGGUGGUCAUCUUCAUCCUUUGAUGAAAGUACGUCAAGAAUUCCGUGAAAUUUUCUUUGAAAUGGGUUUCCAGGAAAUGCCUACCAAUUGUUUUGCUGAAUCUAGUUUCUGGAAUUUUGAUGCUCUUUUCCAACCUCAACAACAUCCUGCCAGAGAUGCACACGAUACUUUCUUUUUGAAGGACCCUGCUACAUCUGAUCGUUAUCCUCGUGAUUUGAUGGAGAAGAUCAAGAAGACACACGAAAAUGGUGGUGAUACCGGUUCUAUCGGUUAUAAUUACACAUGGAAAGAGGAAGAAGCACAAAAACUUAUUUUACGUACUCACACCACAGCUGUCAGUUCCUACAUGCUGUAUAAACUUUCAGAAGAAACCAAGAAACUAGGCGAAUUCCAUCCUGCUAAAUAUUUCUCUAUUGAUCGUGUUUUCCGUAACGAAUCUGUAGAUGCUACCCAUCUGGCCGAAUUUCAUCAAAUCGAAGGUGUUAUUGCUGACAAGAAUUUGACUUUGGGUGAUCUGAUUGGCUUUAUGGAUGUCUUCUUUAAGAAGAUGGGCAUGGACAAGAUCCGUUUCAAGCCUACAUACAAUCCUUAUACCGAACCUUCUAUGGAAAUUUUCUCUUACCAUGAAGGAUUGAAAACAUGGGUUGAAAUUGGUAAUUCAGGUAUGUUCCGUCCUGAAAUGUUGUUGCCUCUUGGUUUACCUCCUGAUGUACGUGUUAUCGCUUGGGGUCUUGGUCUUGAGCGUCCCACUAUGGUGAAAUAUGGUAUUUCAAAUAUUCGCGAUUUGCUGGGUCAUAAAGUAAACAUCAGUAUGAUCAAGGAUUACCCUAUCUGCCGUUUGGAUAAGAAAAUGGGUAAGGAGUUAAUCGGUUUGAGUGAAGAGCAAGAGACUGCAUAA